Molecule: messenger RNA, 1416 nt
Organism: Lottia gigantea (owl limpet)
Lineage: Eukaryota; Metazoa; Mollusca; Gastropoda; Lottiidae
Exons: 2
Coding region: 1-1416 (471 amino acids)
Biological process (GO): xenobiotic metabolic process
Cellular component (GO): cytoplasm; intracellular membrane-bounded organelle
Molecular function (GO): oxidoreductase activity, acting on paired donors, with incorporation or reduction of molecular oxygen, reduced flavin or flavoprotein as one donor, and incorporation of one atom of oxygen; heme binding; iron ion binding
Source: RefSeq, a predicted model, not a curated record
AUGCGAGAAAUUCCAGGUCUCCCCCCGGGGCCGUCAUUUCUUCCGUUGGUGGGAAACGUGAUUGAUAUGAGUUGGACAUAUCGAAAGAGGAAACACAAAUAUUUUGAAGAAAUGGAGAAGAAAUUUGGACCGGUUUACCGAUUAUAUUUCGGUCGACAACUAUUGAUAUUGUUCAACGAUGUGGAAUCUGUGAAAGAAGCACUGGUGGAGAAGAGAGAUAUAUUUACAGAUAGACCAUCGGAGGCGUUUUGGGUCGCUCAGCAAAUAGUUAAACACGGAGCAGGUAUAGUGUGGUCCAAUGGUCAACAUUGGGAAAGUACACGAAGAACAGCUCUUCAAACUUUAAGAGACCUGGGUGUCGGCAAACAAUCCAUUGAAGAAAAAAUACUUGAAGAAACUGAGUAUAUGUUGACAGAAAUUACGCGCCUCCAUCGCAAACCUCUCCACCUGGACAAGUUAAUGGCUAAGGGUGCAAGUAAUGUAAUAAGCACCGUGGUGUUUGGAAAAAGGUUCGAUUACGAUGACCCCGAAUUCAACAAAAUAUUAUCAUUCAUAAAAAUGACCUUUGACGCAGAAGGUCCUAUUUCGCCUCUUAAUAUGUUACCGCAGAUACGUUUCCUACCAUAUAUAUCAGCUAUGAUAGAAAACUGUUGGUUGAUGAUUGAUGAAAUCAACGUUUUUCUGUCUAAAACGAUUGAUGAGCACAAAAAGACACUAAACAAGGAGAAUCCCGGAGAUUUUAUAGAUGUUGGUCUAACCACAAUCGCUAAUUCCAAAACCACCACACUAACUGAUGGCGUAUUAAUGUGCACCAUCCUUGAUCUCUUCAUAGCCGGAUCUGACACUACAGCAACCACUUUAGACUGGGCUUUUCUAUAUCUAAUCCAUAAACCAGACGUACAAACCAAAUGCCAAAAGGAGAUCGAAAACGUUGUUGGUUUUGGAAGACGAGUAAAAUGGGCAGAUAAACCUACACUCGUAUACUGUGCUGCCACUUUAAUGGAAGUUCAACGAUUUUCCACUGUGGCAAUAGCAUCACUUCCUCAUACUGCCACAGAAGAUACAGAAAUAAAGGGGUUUCUAAUACCCAGAGGAAGCAUAGUUUUUGCCGAUAUACGUGCUAUUCAUUACGAUGAGAAUUUAUGGGAAAAUCCAAGAGAAUUCAAUCCAGAGCGGUUCAUUGAUGGAGAUGGGAAGAUCAUCCAAAAUAGUAAUCUACUUCCAUUCUCCUUAGGACCUCGUAUAUGUCCCGGGGCAUCUUUAGCCAAGAUGGAGCUGUUUUUAAUGUUUUGUAAUAUUCUUCAACGAUAUUCCUUUUCUAAAACUGAUGAUACUGAACUUGAUUUAGACGGAGUUUCUGGUAUAACUCUGUCACCUAAACCAUAUACAUUACAUGCAAAACCUAGAUGUCUAUAA